Molecule: messenger RNA, 477 nt
Organism: Ascochyta rabiei
Lineage: Eukaryota; Fungi; Ascomycota; Dothideomycetes; Pleosporales; Didymellaceae
Exons: 1
Coding region: 1-477 (158 amino acids)
Source: RefSeq, a predicted model, not a curated record
AUGGACGCACUUCUGAAGUCUAUUAGCUCGUUCAUCUUUACAAAGUAUCACCCUAAGGCGCUGUCUACCGGCUUAAUGCAGUUUCUUGCCGUGCUUGGCAUUAACCCAGACACAGGCCGCUUACGGACCGCAAAGCACUAUUCGUACAUGCUAGCAGGCAUGGUGUACUGCGUGCAAGUAAUUAGAGCUAAAAAGCUGCUUCCAGGCGGGCAGCGCAACACACAGACAGAGCAGGACCGCAAUUGCUUUAUUAAGAUGCGGCACAAGUAUCUGGCAGACGGCACGUUUACUCUAAUAAGCGCAAUAAUCAGCAUGCUUGCGUACAGGAAGCACGUUGCGUUAAUAGCCAGCAAUUUAGGCAACGCAUACUGGUCAGCAGACAAGCAGAUAUUCUAUCUGACUAGUCAGCAGAUCAAGGUCAGCCGCUUCUGCAAGAUGGCGCAGGACUUGGCAACAGAGACGUCUGAGAUGCUGUAG